Molecule: messenger RNA, 576 nt
Organism: Balaenoptera ricei (Rice's whale)
Lineage: Eukaryota; Metazoa; Chordata; Mammalia; Artiodactyla; Balaenopteridae
Gene: HMGB4
Product: high mobility group box 4
Exons: 1
Coding region: 1-576 (191 amino acids)
Biological process (GO): regulation of transcription by RNA polymerase II
Molecular function (GO): DNA binding, bending
Source: RefSeq, a predicted model, not a curated record
AUGGGGAAAGAAGUCCAGCUAAAGCCCAAGGCAAAUGUCUCUUCUUACAUCCACUUUUUGCUGAAUUACAGAAACAAGUUCAAGCAGCAGCAGCCAAAUACCUACCUUGGCUUUAAAGAGUUCUCUAGAAAGUGUUCGGAAAAAUGGAGGUCUAUCUCAAAGCAAGAAAAGGCCAAAUAUGAAGCCCUGGCUAAGCUCGACAAAGCCCGAUACCAGGAAGAGAUGAUGAAUUACUCUGGCAGGAAGAAGAAGAAGAGAAAGCGGGACCCCCACGCACCCAGACGACCACCAUCGUCCUUCCUACUCUUCUGCCAAGACCACUAUGCCCAGCUCAAGUGGGAGAAUCCAAACUGGUCAGUAGUGCAGGUGGCAAAGGCCUCGGGGAAGAUGUGGUCAGCAAUGACAGACAACGAGAAACAGCCCUAUGAACAAAGGGCAGCUCUCCUGAGAGCUAAGUACCAAGAGGAACUGGGCAUCUACCGUAAUGCCAGGAAGAAGAGCCUCCAAGGGUCGGCUAAGAACCAGCGCAGAGGGUUCAAACAAACUGAGUCAGACACAGCUGAUGGAUCCAAUUAG